AGAAAUGAGUGGUUGAGUCCACAGUCAUUAUGGCGGCGACCCAAAAAGAAGUUCUUGGAAAAGUCGGGCACUUUGUUUUGUUUGGAUUCCACUUGUUCGUGCAGUACUACGACGUUCUGUAUGUUGAUGACGUCUAUGGAUCUCCGGUUCCGUUCAAGUUAACGUUUGGAGGCAGAUGGAAGUUUUUGACAGUCUUAAACUUUAUGGGCCACACUGUGUUCUUUGCUAGCUGUGUUCUGGCUGACUUCAUAGAAGGAGUUCUGGGCAAGAAAGCUGCUGGACUGAGGAAGAUACAGGACUAUGUACUGGCCUCUGUACUGUUCCCUAUGAGCAUGAUCGUGACUGUUGUGUUCUGGGGGAUCUAUGCCGUGGAUCGUGACAUGAUCUUCCCGACAUCUAUGGACAAGAUCAUUCCUCCCUGGAUCAACCAUGUCUGGAUCAUUCCUCCCUGGAUCAACCAUGUCUGGCACACGACAGUGGUGCCUGUUCUGCUGUUGGAGAUGUACCUGGUUCACCACAGGCAGCCGUCGCGCCGGGCAGGCCUCACUGGAGCAGUCACCGUGGGGAUUAUAUACCUUAUAUGGGUGCUGAUAGUUGCCCAUGUGGGUGGAUUCUGGGUGUACCCCUUUAUGGCAGCUAUGAACAAUUUCCAGUUUUUCCUGUUCUGCUGUUUCACGGCUGUUAUAGGCUGCUGUUUCUACCUACUAGGGGAGGUCUGCAACAACAUGUUCUGGGGACCAAGGGAAACUCCAAGAAAAGAGAAGAAGAGAGCAUGAAGAAUUCUCAGCAACAAACAAGGAAUUUUAAGAUAUAUGCACAUUUGUGACAUUUUAAACUUUCUUAGCAAUAAUGGUGUAACUAUUCUCAAAGAAGGAAGUUUUUAUUAUGUUUUUAAGUGUUUAAUAACCAUUUUGAGAAGUCCUGUUCUAUUUACCAGUUAAGUACUGACUACUACAAUAUACUGUAUUUUGACCUCCUGACCCCUUAGUUUGUAAACAUACAGCCCAACUAUCCACCCUAUGUCUGAUGACAAUUUCCGGAUCACUUCAUAGCAGAGGCUUUUAGAUAAGAUUUUAUCAAUGGGAGUCAAAUUUUUAGGUGACUGAGAUUCAACACACAGUGAAUACUACAGACAUUUUAGGCGGUCAGGGGAAUCAACCUUCUUCCAUGGUUCGGGGUUUGAGAGAAUUAAAAUUGCCAAGCCCGAAUAUAUCCGGCCCCGAACAUAUACAUGCCCUGUGUGCCGUGCUCGGAUAUAUCAGGGAUAGCGUAUUCCCCUGAAGUAGCAGCUUUGCGUGUGUGUAGCGCACGAACCCCGGAAGUUAGGGACUUCGGCCUUGUUCGGGGGGUUCUUUUUGGAGGUCAGCUAUGGCAUUUUAUAGG
This is a messenger RNA of Branchiostoma floridae (Florida lancelet), 1383 nucleotides long. Its product is annotated as androgen-induced gene 1 protein-like. Gene Ontology annotation, cellular component: endomembrane system; membrane. The record is from RefSeq and is a predicted model, not a curated record. The coding region runs from base 30 to 776 and encodes 248 amino acids. The transcript is spliced from 7 exons. NCBI's taxonomy places the organism in Eukaryota, Metazoa, Chordata, Leptocardii, Amphioxiformes, Branchiostomatidae.